CUGCGCCGCGCGCGACUCGCUGGUCGGCCCUCGGAGCGCAGCGGCAGGCGGACGGGCGGCGGGACGCCGGGACGCGGCAAACAAGGUCAUUAUCCAACUUUUAGAGGUGAUGGAUCAUCUGCAUAGAGGGGAAUCAAUUGCUGCAAUACUUCGUAACCGAUCUCUAGUGGAAGAGGAAGACCAGCACAUGAAAUUGUCCCUUGGAAGCAGCGAAAUGGGCCUCUCCUCCCAUUUGCAGUCUUCCAAGGCAGGAACCACACGCAUCUUUACCAGCAAUACCCACAGUUCUGUGGUGUUACAGGGAUUUGACCAGCUCCGACUUGAAGGAUUGCUCUGUGACGUGACCCUGAUGCCAGGGGAUACAGAUGAUGCCUUCCCUGUGCACAGAGUCAUGAUGGCCUCUGCUAGUGAUUACUUCAAGGCUAUGUUCACAGGUGGAAUGAAAGAACAAGAUUUAAUGUGCAUUAAGCUUCAUGGUGUGAGCAAAGUCGGUUUAAGGAAAAUUAUUGACUUCAUUUACACUGCAAAGCUUUCUCUUAAUAUGGACAACCUUCAAGACACACUGGAAGCUGCCAGUUUUCUACAGAUUCUGCCGGUUUUGGACUUCUGCAAAGUAUUUCUCAUAUCUGGGGUCACUUUAGACAAUUGUGUCGAAGUUGGGCGGAUUGCCAACACCUACAAUCUGACAGAAGUGGAUAAAUAUGUUAACAGUUUCGUCUUGAAGAAUUUUCCUGCAUUGCUGAGCACCGGGGAGUUCUUGAAACUCCCUUUUGAACGUCUUGCCUUUGUGCUUUCCAGUAAUAGCCUUAAGCAUUGCACUGAACUUGAGCUCUUUAAGGCUACCUGUCGCUGGCUACGCCUGGAAGAGCCUCGGAUGGACUUUGCUGCAAAGUUAAUGAAGAACAUACGAUUUCCACUGAUGACACCGCAGGAGCUCAUUAAUUAUGUGCAAACCGUGGAUUUCAUGAGAACUGACAAUACGUGUGUGAAUCUCCUUUUGGAAGCCAGCAAUUACCAAAUGAUGCCAUAUAUGCAGCCAGUGAUGCAGUCAGACAGGACUGCCAUUCGGUCUGACACCACUCAUUUGGUUACACUAGGAGGAGUGCUGAGGCAGCAGCUGGUUGUCAGCAAGGAAUUGCGCAUGUAUGAUGAAAAGGCCCAUGAGUGGAAGUCCUUAGCCCCCAUGGAUGCUCCGAGGUACCAGCAUGGCAUUGCCGUCAUUGGAAAUUUCCUCUACGUCGUUGGAGGGCAGAGCAAUUAUGACACAAAAGGAAAAACGGCAGUUGAUACAGUCUUCAGAUUUGAUCCACGAUACAAUAAGUGGAUGCAAGUUGCAUCUCUAAAUGAAAAGCGCACCUUCUUCCACCUCAGUGCCCUCAAAGGAUACCUGUAUGCAGUUGGUGGACGAAAUGCAGCUGGUGAACUGCCUACAGUAGAAUGUUACAAUCCAAGAACAAAUGAAUGGACCUACGUUGCCAAAAUGAGUGAGCCCCACUAUGGCCAUGCUGGAACUGUGUAUGGAGGUGUAAUGUAUAUAUCAGGAGGAAUUACUCAUGACACUUUCCAAAAGGAGCUCAUGUGCUUUGACCCUGAUACUGACAAAUGGAUCCAGAAGGCGCCAAUGACCACUGUCAGAGGUCUGCAUUGCAUGUGCACCGUGGGAGAAAGGCUCUACGUCAUCGGCGGCAAUCACUUCAGAGGAACCAGUGAUUAUGAUGACGUCCUAAGCUGUGAAUACUACUCACCGAUCCUUGACCAGUGGACCCCAAUUGCUGCUAUGUUAAGAGGGCAGAGUGAUGUUGGGGUUGCUGUCUUUGAAAAUAAAAUCUACGUGGUUGGUGGGUAUUCAUGGAAUAAUCGUUGUAUGGUAGAGAUCGUGCAGAAAUAUGAUCCAGAUAAAGAUGAAUGGCAUAAGGUGUUUGAUCUCCCAGAGUCCCUGGGUGGCAUCCGAGCUUGCACACUCACGGUUUUUCCACCUGAAGAAACCACACCAUCACCUUCUAGAGAGUCCCCUCUUUCUGCACCGUAAGAUUGUCCCUGCAACUAAGAUGCUGUAGUCCUAUCUUUGCAGUGUGCCAUGAAUUCUCUUCUUUUGCCCCCUCCCCUUAAGUAGUGUAUGUUAGGAUUAUCCUCCAGUAAUUGAUACAAAUAUUGGAAAAAAGACAUUGAUGUUCUUCGUGCUGUUUGUUUGGCUUCGAGUGUUUAUAAAGUGGUAAUAAACCAUUCUGGAAAUGUAUCCCAUAGAAGCUGAUAUUUAACAUACAAGAAAAAAAAAAAGUAUUGUCUAUAAGAUGUUUCUUCAGUACUUCUUGAUGCUGUGUACUGGGUGUAAGGUAUUUGUCAUCUUACAUUAGAAAAGCCCAAUAAACCAACUUAAAAGGUGGAUUAUAGUAAAUGUGCAACUGUGCUAACUAGGCUUCAAAGUAAAAAGUUUUCCUUUCAUCUUUGACUGUGAGAUGUUAAAGGGAGGCAGCCAGUUCCAACAGGAGACACCAGACAAAAGGUUGCCAACUCGCAUGAGCUACCUGCCUCUUUCCAUAAAGUAUUUUUGACAUAUCUGUCAGCCCUCCUGUCUGUGGGGGUGCAUUGAAAACACAUCAAAUUUCUUAGACGCACAGGAGAAAUAAUCAUUGAAAUUCACCAAUCUUAAUUUAAAAAAAACAGCAUGACCCCUCAACUUGUAAGCAAGGGUUUGGGGGUUUUUAAGUGUGUAUAAAUACAUACACACAUAUAUGUCAAAAAGGAAAUUUUUAAAAAUUGACUAGAAUGUCAAAUUAAUGCGAAAAAAAUAAAUACUUUUAAAUUUCUUCCAAAAAGCAGCUUCGGUUAAAAUGGGAAUUCAGUAUACACGUACUGAAUGCACAUAUGUAGAAUCAUAUUGAAUUUAGGUGGACAAGGGCUAGAAAUUUUGAGCAACUAAAUUUGUCAUUUGACCAGAUUUUUCCCUCCAAAACUGUAAUCUACACCUUCUCCUUUGCUGUUGAGAUAAUUUACAUAUUAUAUGUAUUCUGUAUACUCAGUUCAUAAGAUUAUUUAGCACACAAUAUAACAGCUUCACCUCAUGAGCUGCUUUUGCUCAGUGAAUUCAACUUCCAUGUUCUAUCUUUUUUGUUCAAUAAAAAACAUUUGAUGUCA
Molecule: messenger RNA, 3135 nt
Organism: Dama dama (fallow deer)
Lineage: Eukaryota; Metazoa; Chordata; Mammalia; Artiodactyla; Cervidae
Gene: KLHL13
Product: kelch like family member 13
Exons: 8
Coding region: 110-2029 (639 amino acids)
Biological process (GO): regulation of cytokinesis; protein ubiquitination
Cellular component (GO): Cul3-RING ubiquitin ligase complex
Molecular function (GO): cullin family protein binding; ubiquitin-protein transferase activity
Source: RefSeq, a predicted model, not a curated record